Messenger RNA from Cordyceps fumosorosea ARSEF 2679, 1266 nucleotides. RefSeq lists its product as hypothetical. Lineage: Eukaryota; Fungi; Ascomycota; Sordariomycetes; Hypocreales; Cordycipitaceae. The record is from RefSeq and is a predicted model, not a curated record. The coding region runs from base 1 to 1266 and encodes 421 amino acids. The transcript has 2 exons.
AUGUCAGACGUGAACAAGGCAAAGAAGCCUUCAGUCCCCGGCACGGCUGUCGCAGAGGUGGACGUUAGCGGCGAGCGCUUCCUCGCCGCCGCCGCCCGUCGCCAGCAGAUCCUCGACACCAUCAACGAGACGCAGCACGCCAAGGCCGCCCUGUACCAGACCCGUCAGGACCUCUUCGCACUUGGCGACGAGUAUGGCAACCUGUCGACGACGGCGGAGAAGAUGAAGGAGGCCACGGCGCGGGAGAAGAAGGAGUGGAUGAAACUCAAGAGCAGCAAGCUCCGGAAGCUGUUCCACCCCGCCACGCACACCGCCGAGCUGAAGAAGGAGGAGGACGAGUACUACGAGGCGUACGAGUGGCAGCUGCGCGCCGAGGCCGCGGCCAAGGAGAUUGGUAAACAGUCGGCGGCUCUGGGGAAGAAGAAGGACGAACUGCUCAAGCAGGCCGAGCUGCACCGGGAGGCGCAAGUCCAGUUGCUGGACCUCUACGAGGAGUUGUUCGAUGGGCCGACACCCAAUUACCCAGAAGAAGAUAAAAUGGAAGCCAACUGCAAUGCGCUGCAAGAGGUCCUUGAUUCCGUACAAGGAAAGAUUACGCAUACAUACAACGUGUGCGAGGUUCUCGGCCCUACCCGUGCCGCGCUCAACGCGGCCCUUAAACUCGCCCGCACCUCUGAAGACACGAUGCUGUCCAACAUCGGCGGCAUGACCGCCAAUCUCGUCGGCGACAUGGUCAAGCCCGAGCACGCCCGUCCCGCCAGCGACGGCCCUCCCCGCCUGAUCACGUACGACGCCACCGGCGGCACUCUCGAGCGGAUCCGGAGACUCCUCGCCGCUGCGGACCAGAGCAUGGCUGCUGCGCAGCGCCUCGACCCAACCGUUAUGGCACAUGUGCUGCCGCGGAUCGACCCGAGUAACCGCGCUCGCAUCACCGGAAGGGUGGACUGCCUGCUGAACGCGCCGCUGACGGACAUCAUCUUCUACCAGGAGAUCGCCGAGGCCGGAGAGGCGCUGGAGACGGUGGCUAGGGUCGUGGCAGAGGAGGCGGACGGGUGGGAUGCGAGGCUGGAGGCACUGAGGCAGGAGAGAAGGCCGCUGGAGGAGGAGUUGAGGAGGUGCAGGGAGGACCUGUAUGAGCUGAGGACGAAGCUGUUCGAUGAUGCGACGAGCCCGCCACCGCAGUACUCGAUGAGGCGAGCAAGGGAUGAAGAAAUGGGCGACGAAGUAUUCUUGCAGGUAUCAUGGCAAGGUCGGAUGGUGGAAUAG